Camellia sinensis is the source of this 2613-nucleotide messenger RNA. Lineage: Eukaryota; Viridiplantae; Streptophyta; Magnoliopsida; Ericales; Theaceae. The record is from RefSeq and is a predicted model, not a curated record.
AUGGAAGAAAAUAAUGUUGUUGAUGAGUUGGGUAGUUGUGGUUGGAAGCCGAAAUUGGGCAUGCCAUUUGACUCUGAACAAGCUGCGUAUGACUUUUACAAUAACUAUGGUGGAAAGGUGGGCUUUAGUAUUAGGAAGUUGUAUGCACACAAGAACAAACAAACUAAGGAAAUAACUUCACGGACUUUUGUAUGUUAUAAAGAGGGAAGUCGGGGUAUUGACAAGCGAGAUCCACUAGUAAAAUUUCCGAGACAAGAGGUGAGAUGUGGUUGUGGUGCCCGAUUGAGUCUCAAGUUAGAUAGAAAUUUAGGAAAAUAUAUUGCAAUUGAUUUCAUUGAACAUCAUAAUCAUGACCUUGUGCGUGAAGAGUGCAUUCAUAUGUUGCCAUCCCAAAGAAAAAUAUCUACCACCCAAACAAUUGAAGUAGAAUUGGCUUCAGAAUCUGGAAUUCCUCUUAGGUCUGCUUAUGAGCUAUUGGGUAGGGAAUCUGGUGGAAGAGCAUCACUUGGCUUCACCAAAUUGGACCAAAAAAAUUAUUUGAGAUCGAAGAGACAAAAAGAUUUGGAAUAUGGAGAAGCGGGUAGUGUGUUGCAAUACUUUCGUAAGAAAACUAUGGAAAAUCCAUCAUUUUAUUAUACGGUCCAAUUAGAUUGUGAACAGCAGAUAACUAACAUCUUUUGGGCCGAUGCUCAAAUGAUAAUGGACUAUGCUCAAUUUGGUGAUGUAGUGACCUUUGACACUACUUACAAAUUAAAUAACGAGCAUAGACCUUUUGGGACGUUUGUUGGAUUUAAUCAUCAUCGAGACACAGUUAUAUUCGGUGUAGCCUUGAUGUAUGAUGAGACUGUCGAAUCAUUCACAUGGUUGUUUCAGAACUUUUUGGAGGCAAUGUCAAACAAUGCUCCAAAAACUAUUUUCACAGAUCAAGAUGCUGCGAUGGCUAAGGCCAUUCCAAUUGUCAUGCCUAAUACAAACCAUCGACUUUGCACAUGGCAUUUGAUGCAAAAUGCUGUGAUGCAAAAUGCUGUGAAGCAUGUAAGUUCUCUUUUUGGAGAUGUAGGGGUGAAGGGUGUGUUUUCAAAAUUUAUGCAUGAAAUUGAUGAUGAAGAAGAAUUUAGAAUACAAUGGGACCAAAUGCUUGAUAGGUAUGAUGCACACAACAAUCAUCGGUUAAAGCAAACUUUUGGUGUGAAGGACAAAUGGGGAUGGCCAUAUAUUAUGAAUUCUUGGGCGGCUGGAAUGAGUACUACUCAACUAAGUGAAUCAUUCAAUGCAUGUUUGAAGGAUUAUAUCAAUUGUGAUCAUAACUUGAUGGAAUUUUUCACGCAUUUUGAGAGGGUGCUCUAUGACAAGAAGUAUAAAGAAUUGGAAGCCGAAUAUAAUUUGUCCCAAAAAUUGCCAAGGGUUUCCAUUCCAACUUUGAUGUUAAAGCAAAUGGCAGAUAUUUACACGAAAACAAAUUUUGAGGAAUUCCAAAAUGAGUAUGUGCAGUCCAUUGAAGCAUCCAUUGUAGGCACUCGUAAUGAUGGUGAGAGUACCAUAUUCACAAUUCGAACGAUGGUAGAUGGGAAAAAAGAUAAGAAUGUGAUAAUGGAUACACAUGGCUCUUUGAGUUGUAGUUGCAAGAAGUUUGAAGUCAAGGGCAUAGUGUGUCGACAUUGUUUGAAGAUGCUUAGAGAUAUAUUCAAUGCAAAGGACCUUCCUGCACAAUACAUAUUGAAACGAUGGACUAAAAAAGCAAGGGUUGAAAGUGUGAAAGACAGUCGUGGGUAUGACGUCAAGGUCGAUGUGAAACUACAUCAAAGCGAUCGAUAUAGGUCAUUGAUGAAUAUGUUUAGAGCAAUAGCAAGUAGAGCCGCUGAAAGUGAAGAAACUUAUCAUUUGUCACUUGCAAAAGGUGAACAAUUGAGUGUAAUGGUUGAAGACAAAUUAAGUGUGCACACUUGUGGUCAAGUGGAGGUCACUGAACUGAGAAAUUCCUCAACUAACACAUGCCCACAGAGUGAUGAAGUAGAUUGUCCAAUCCAGGCUAAGGGACUAAAGAAAAGACAAGCAACUAGUAAGGGAAGAAGAAGGAUCAAGGGCGGGAUGGAAAAAUCUAUUGCAAAGAAGAAAAGAAUGCAAUCUAACCAGGGUGGUUCUUUUUCUGUUUCUCAAGAUCAAUCUCAACCUUCUUUAUCAUUGGGUAAUCAUUCAAUACAGGGUGUUUACACUACACAAGGUCAAUAUCGACCUCCUUUUCCCAUGGGUAGUAAUUAUGUUGAGGGUGUUUACACUGCACAAGGUCAAUCUCGACCUCCUCCUUUUGUCAUGGGUAGUAAUUAUAUUGAGGGUCAUGGUCAUGCAAUCUAUAUUUCUCAAUCUCAAUCCCAAUCUCGACCUGAAUCCCAAUCUCAACCUCCCUUUGCCAUGGGUCGUUCAAGUGUUUAUGAUGUCAUGUAUCCUACAUAUGAUGGAAAUAACACACCUCAUUCAAUGCCUUUAGUGUAUCCCACUCACACAUCGUUUCAGGAGUUGCUUCGAGGUACUACUGUCCAACUGUCGCAAGCCUCACAUAGUCCUGCUGACAGUCAUGUGGAUGGACAUCCUUGGAAGCCUUGCACCGAACGAUGA